This is a messenger RNA of Rasamsonia emersonii CBS 393.64, 1566 nucleotides long. Its product is annotated as transcriptional control protein. The transcript has 5 exons. Gene Ontology annotation, cellular component: nucleus. Gene Ontology annotation, biological process: regulation of transcription by RNA polymerase II. The record is from RefSeq and is a predicted model, not a curated record. Gene Ontology annotation, molecular function: RNA polymerase II cis-regulatory region sequence-specific DNA binding; zinc ion binding; DNA-binding transcription activator activity, RNA polymerase II-specific. NCBI's taxonomy places the organism in Eukaryota, Fungi, Ascomycota, Eurotiomycetes, Eurotiales, Trichocomaceae. The coding region runs from base 1 to 1566 and encodes 521 amino acids.
AUGAAUCCAGAUUUGCAUCCCGUCGUCCUCCGCCGACGUCCUCGCCCUCUGCUGUCCUGCACCGAAUGCCAACGACGCAAGCUGCGAUGCGACCGUUGUCUGCCGUGCGACCAGUGCAAGAAAGGCCUUCACACCGAUCAAUGCGUUUACCAAGAAAACGUCCGCAAACGCUCUGCAGGAGAGGCGGGCUUGUCCGAUCCGAGUCAGGAAGACAUGCCCGCAACCACCCCGAUCAAUGCCAAUACCGACACGCAGGCCAACUUGGCCAACUCGACCAACUCGACCACUGCAGUCACUCCAGACAGCUCCGAGUCCCAUCCUCAGAAGAGAAACUACCAGAUGCUCUUGAUGAGCGAGUUUGACGAAGCCCUCGACUUCAUGCAAGAAGCCUUCACCCAGCCAAGUAUGUCCCCGGUCCUCAACGAAUGCAAACUGUACUGCCGCCAAUUCCACAAGCAACUCAAAAUCGCCGAUGAACAGAGUCGACGGGAAGAGAAACCGCCUCCAGCAGCCAUUCUCGCGGUGCUGCCGUCCCGUGGACGUUGCGCCCAAUUCGUCAACCUGUACUUCGAAUACUUCGAAAAUACGUAUCGGAUUCUCCACGUUCCGUUGUUCAUGCGGGAUUAUAACUUGUUCUGGGACGCGGAGAACGACCGGGCAACCCGAUUCUACAGUUUUAUUCCUCAGUUGGCGGCUGUGGUGGCCAUAAUGGCUUCGUUGGAUUGGGAUGGUGACGAGACCAUGGGAGAACGCCCCCUGGGGGGGAGACUGUCCACCAUGAUCGAAGACUGGCUCCGCGGCCGUACAGUACAACGUCUGGGUCACAGCCGGGGAUCUGUUUCGGUUCGCGGUGACGCAGAACUUCCAUGCGACCCGAGCGAAUUACCGGGAGUCUCGAUUUUCGAGGACGAGCAGAGACGCCGGCUGUGGAUGACGGUGAUGGAGAUGGAUUUGCAAGCGUCGAUCAUUUGCGGAAGGAUGCCUUCUGCGUACGAGGCCAACUUCACCUGUUGGAGCCCGGGGAACUUCAGGGAUGAGGACCUCUGUGAAGAAAUGGCCGAGUAUCCGGCUCCACGACCGCUGGACGAGUGGACCGACUCAUUGGUUCAGGCAAUUCUAGGACGGCCCCUUUCGCUGAGACUGAAAGCAAUGCGGGUCAUGGCGGGCAUCACCGGGUCCUCGCGCCUGAGCUCCGCCCUGGAGAUUGCAGAACAGCUGGAGCGGUUCAUCGACGCGCUGCCAGACGUGCUCCGAAUACAGCGGUCCCGGAAACAUGGGUUUAGUCGUGUAUUCCGUCUGGUGCUGUGCGACCUGCACCUUCGCCGGCCUCUGAUUUGCCUGUGGCAGAAGUUAGCAUCCAUGAGCUUUAUACUGCAGAACUUGGGCAUCAUCUGGACAGACGUGAAGAAUGCGCUCCGUUUCUCCAUCGACGGAGUCGGCGCAGGACCGGAUGUGAGAUGCAACGAUGCAGGUGCCGCAGGCAUGCCGCAGACAUGGGCUGGGGACUCUAUCAAUAGCCAGAAUGUAACUGUGUACAAGGACUUUGAAGCGAAAGAAGAUAUAUAG